Hydra vulgaris (swiftwater hydra) is the source of this 1022-nucleotide messenger RNA. NCBI's taxonomy places the organism in Eukaryota, Metazoa, Cnidaria, Hydrozoa, Anthoathecata, Hydridae. The record is from RefSeq and is a predicted model, not a curated record.
UUUUUUUUAAUAAAAUUAUUUUGUUAGUAACUUAUCCUACUCCUUUACAAUUUGAAGCUUCUCAAAAAAAAUUUGAAGCUCCUCCUAAACGAUUCAAGAAAUUGGAGGAAACAGACACAGGGAAAUCAACUUUAACUUUUCCUUUAAAAGAUAUGUCAACUUAUACAACUCCAAAAUGUGAUGAUAAAGUUAAAAAUGAGUUAUAUGAGAGUUUUAAACUUUCCUCAAAUAAUGAGAUAGAGUUUAAAAUUGAACAAAGAAAUAAAAAUAAUCAAAUUAUAAAUGCUUAUGCAAAGAAAGCUAGCAACACCUUAACAACUUCUCUAUUUCAUCCAACUCCUCCAAAGUUUGAAAAUCCAUUAAUAGAUGUUCUUCCCCCCCAAAAAAAAAUUAAGAUAUUAAAGGAGCCAGUCCGAAAAUUUUCAAGUUUUUUAAAAGAUAAAUUUCGAAAAUCAACUCAGCAAGAAAAGAAGAAGGCUUCAGUUUUUCCUUUAGAAGAAGGAAGCUUUCAAUAUAAAGUCAUUCAUUUACUGACUGAAUUGAAAAAUGAUGUUGCUGAUAUAAAAGUCAUGUUAAAAAAUGAAAAUAGUUUUGAUCUUCAUCAAUGUAAUUCUAUCCAGGAGUUUCAUGACUUUGAUCAAUCACUUCUGGAUCAAGAUAUUGCAAAAAAUGUGAAACAGAAAUUAUCUAACAUCGGUGGCUUAACAUGUAGUGCUAUUGCAAAGGGUAUGCUUUUAAAAGUGAUGUCAAAUAAAGUUAUGAGUUUUUUUAAUAUUGCUGGAACAAAUAAGCUUAGUUUCAGAAAGACCAAUCUGAUGAAGAUUUUGUGUGACUGUUUACCUGAUUCGUACAGCGAAAAAGACCUUCAAAAUGCUGUUGGAAGUAUUUUAAAACAUGCACCUGACAGGAAAGAGGGCGGAGGACGCCAAAAGUCGAUUUUUGGAUACGAGCAAGAGGAAGAAUAAGAUUUUUAAAAAUAAUAAUAUAUAUAAAUUCUUUGCAAAAACAAAUUAAAAAGUUCG